UUAUUAUUCACCCAUACCUUUCCUUAUAUCCUUUCCUUCUUUCCCUUUCCUUCCUUUUCUUUUUAUCUUUAUAGCUCUGCAUGGCCCAAACUUAUGCUGAACUAAAAAGUCAUAUCGACCAGUUAUGGAAGAUCAUUGAACAACAAGAUACUCAAAUUCAAGAACUAAAGAAAACAAAUAAUGGUCUUUCUACAGAACGAGAUGAACUUCAAGAGAAACUUUUAUUGGUUUUAUCAAAAGAAUCCUCUACACAACAACAAAAGUCUUUCAACACCCAACAAGAAAAUACAAUAGACACCAAUCCUGUCUUACCAGCAAGGUCUCCUUAUAGGUCUUUCAAUACUAGUGACGCUGACAUUAACUCUUUAUCAAAAGACAAGAAAUAUCAACAACUUUCUUCAACUACAUCUUUAUCUCAUCUGUCUAUUUCUUCUCCUACUCCACCUACUUCUAUAUCAACCGCACAGUCUACUACUAUUCCAUUAUCUCCUCAGGAACCUAUAUCACCCAAAAUUAUUCAACAAGACGCUAAACUCUUUGCUCAAUAUCAAUCGGCUGUAUUGAAACGCGACAUUAUUGAAACAGCAACUAAUUCUGGACAACAAAGGCGUCAGCAACCUAUUUCUCUUAUUCCUAGUAAAUCUUCUACACUACCUUGUCAAUCUCAUGAAGCUCGUUUGGCUCAACGAAAACAACACAACUCUAUGGUAUUCCCUUCAUCUACUGUGAUUCCAGGCAAAAAGAAAAAGGACGAGUUUCCUCCAGCUCCACCUCCACAUCAUCCUCUCUCUUUAGACAAAACAGCUUCUCAACAAAGACAGACAAUGCAUCACACUACUUCUGACAUGAAAUUGAGCAAUAUUAGUGAUAUCACAGUCAAGGUGAUUGGGUCUAUUUUGAAAUCCAAUGAAAAAGGGAAAGAUGUUGUAUCAUUUAUAUUAUCUGUGGGAAAACUUUCCGGCGAUCUUUUUGAAGAAUUGUGGCGCGUGCAGAAAUUGUAUUCUGAUUUUCUGGAUUUGGACCUUAAGCUAAAGUCUCAAUUGGGUAGCUCUAGAAUGAACAAGAUGACUCGACUUCCUGAAAAACAACUUUUUACAACACGAUCACCAAAUAAAUUGGAUCAACGCAGGGUCGCACUGGAAAAAUAUUUGCAUCAUAUUAUUACCUUAUCAAUGGAUGAUAUAUCUGAUUUCUGUGAAUUCCUUAGUACAGAUGUAAUAGAGGAUUCAGGUUACAUAAACCAAAGUCAAGGUAAAAAAGAAGGUUAUUUGACAAAACGCGGCAAAAAUUUUGGUGGAUGGAAGACCCGGUAUUUUACGUUGAAAAAGGAUCGAUUGGACUAUUAUGAAGCGAAAGAUGGCACUAAGCUUGGUUCUAUCUCAAUGGAAGGUGCACAAAUCGGUCGUCAAACGCCUCCUACUGGUACAGCAGAUGAGAAUGAAAGUGGUUAUCGACAUGCUAUCUUGAUAUUGGAAUACAAAAAGACAAGUCUUGGGAAUUAUGUUCGUCAUAUUCUUUGUGCUAGCUCAGAUAGUGAACGGGAUGAAUGGAUUACAGCAUUAUUACAAGCCAUCCAAUCAAACUCUGAUACCAACAACAACAACAACAAUAUUAGCAAUGGAGAUACAGCCUCAUCCGGAUUAUCAAGAAGUAACAGCAGCAAGGAAAAACAGCGCAAGAAAUCUAGUUCUUCUGACAAGUCUAGAAAACUUUCUAAAGGCGAAAUCCGAACUGUGUCUGCUACUCCCAUCAGUCAUUUACGCAUGGAUACUUCUCAAACUGUGGAUAUGGAAAAACUUACCUCGGUUCCUAGCAACAAUGAUUAUCCUUCUACGACACCUUUGGCAAUCGAUCCCUCAUCUUCAGAAUCAAUGGAGAGCAUCAAUAAUGGUAAUACAAUCAAAUCCCCAGUAUCAAUUUCGAGUGUGGAUUCUCCUUUAACACCAAGACAACACAAUAAUUAUAAUUAUUUCGGCACCUCUCCCGAUAGAGGCAAUAAUAUAAUGGGGUUACAUCAACAACAGUUAUAUCAACAACGCAACUCAUUGGCAAAGACCGACAUAUCAUUGGAAGAGAGAGCUGUGUCUCCUCAAUCACGAUCAGAAUCUCCAAUUCCAACCCAGUCCUUUGAUCGUCGGGAAAGUGAUGAUUCUACCAACAAUAGUGGCAGUAAUGGAAGUCAACAACAGGAUAAGAAGCCAAAGAACAAAUCGGCCAAUCGGAUGACUCUCUGGGGAAAGAAAGUAUUUGGAAAUCAACAACGUUCAACUUCUACAUCACCAACAGGAACAUCGGAUGUUACCAACAAUGGGAUAUUACACUUUUCCACUUCUCCUCCUUCUUCUGGUACAAUCUCUUCUUCAAGUCAACAAGAUUCAUCUCAACAACGUGGAACAACACCCAAAUCCUUGCGUAAUAUUUUAUCUCGACCCUCUCAUCAUCAUCAUCAUCAUCAGGAUAACGAUGACCCACCCAAAUCGCCUGUUCACAAUAAAUCACCCGAAUUACAAUUGAAAAUUGGAAAACAACAACUCAUACCUAGCUUGUCAAAAUCAGCCAUCGUAACAUCAACGCGUCAGCCAAAACAACAACCGAUCUUUGGAGUUCCAUUGGAAGAAGCAGUCCGUAUUUCUAGUGUAUCUGAUGGUUAUCCUUUACCUGCUAUUGUAUUCCGGUGUAUUGAAUAUUUGGAUGCUAAGAAUGCUAUUUUGGAGGAAGGAUUGUAUCGUCUCAGUGGUAGCAAUGUAGUUUUACAAAAGUUGAAGAAAAGGUUCAAUGAAGAGGGCGAUAUUGCAUUGUUACAAUCCAAGGAGGAAUAUGAUGUACAUGCCAUUGCUGGUCUACUCAAGAUGUGGUUACGUGAACUUCCUGUCAGUGUCUUGACAAGGGAAUUACGACCAGAAUUCAUUCAAGUCAUUGAUUUAUUGGAACGAAAAGAUAGAAUUAAUGAAUUGGGAAGAUUGGUAUCUGAACUUCCUCUGGCAAAUUAUACUCUUUUACGUAUCUUGACAUCUCAUUUGAUUUGUGUGGUCAAACAUUCGGAUGUCAAUCUGAUGACACUUCGCAAUAUUGGUAUUGUGUUUUCACUCACUCUUGGGAUCCCUGGUACGAUUUUCAAUUUGUUUCUCAGUGAAUUUGAUUAUAUAUUUUGGACCAACAAGAUGGGUGAUGCGGCACCUAGAAGAUUGGAAGAAGAUGAACAAGAUGAUAAUGUUGAUGAUGAUACGGUCAAUGAUACGGCUCAUGGUGAUCAAGCUGGAUCAGUCAGCAAGCAUGAUGACUCUGAUGAUGACUCUGAUGAUGAUGGUGACACAGCACAAAACAACACAUCUGAUACUUUACUUGCACCUAUUUCAUCUGUGGUGGUACCUCGACGAUAUGACAACAAAAAAAUGAUGGCUGUUAAACAAGCUCAAGGACGAAACAAUCGAAAUAGUGUAUUAUAUAUUGAUGCUGCACCCAAUGCUAUUGUGGAUUUGGAGAAACAUACCAAUGAUGGUACCCAUGUAGCUGAAGAAGAUGAAGAAGUCGAUGAUCUUGCUUUGGAUGAUGAUUGUCAAGAUGAAAUUACUCCUAAUGUUACUGAUGAUGACCUGAACAACGAUAUCUCUGAAUAAUGAAGCCAUUCCAUGUUUUUUUAUUUAUUUUUUUAUACCAUUUCCCUAUUUUAUAUACAUAUAUACAUAUAUACACACACUUAUAUUAUUUCUUAUUGUUAUUAUUAUCCCUAAAUAUUCUUAUUCUACAUAUAGUUAUCUUUAGUUUUUUAGUUUAGUAUUGUAUUUUCUUUUUUUUUUGUUUUUGUCUUUUUUUAUUCUGUUCUAUUAAUAGUUUGUUUGUAAUAGUUUAUAAUAUUGAUGUCCAUGGAUGAUAAUAAAAAAAAAU
Halteromyces radiatus is the source of this 3885-nucleotide messenger RNA. RefSeq lists its product as uncharacterized. The record is from RefSeq and is a predicted model, not a curated record. The coding region runs from base 81 to 3617 and encodes 1178 amino acids. Gene Ontology annotation, biological process: regulation of GTPase activity; signal transduction. Gene Ontology annotation, molecular function: phosphatidylinositol binding. Gene Ontology annotation, cellular component: cytoplasm. NCBI's taxonomy places the organism in Eukaryota, Fungi, Mucoromycota, Mucoromycetes, Mucorales, Cunninghamellaceae. The transcript has 8 exons.